Molecule: messenger RNA, 1606 nt
Organism: Scylla paramamosain (green mud crab)
Lineage: Eukaryota; Metazoa; Arthropoda; Malacostraca; Decapoda; Portunidae
Gene: mRpL9
Product: large ribosomal subunit protein bL9m-like
Exons: 6
Coding region: 155-1027 (290 amino acids)
Biological process (GO): translation
Cellular component (GO): mitochondrion; ribosome
Molecular function (GO): structural constituent of ribosome
Source: RefSeq, a predicted model, not a curated record
UACCAUCAAGAUCAAGAUGUACCAUCAAGAUCAAGAUCAAGAUCACGGUGGCUGGCCGUCUACAUUCGUCUACAUUUCACGUGUCUCACUAAAACACAACGGUGUGGUGCGUCCCUCGUGACAACGUGUUGCUGAUUGAGACAGAACUGUGUGAAUGCUGCGUUCCAUGGUGCAGGGGCUGGCAUGCCUGCGGCUGCAUGGCAUUGGCCCGGCCCAGUGUGGUGCCCUGAGGGAGGUGGUGCAGGGCAGUGGAGCGGCAGCCAGGGCUCUCCCGCAGCCUUUUGUCCAGCCUGUCCGGACCACCUUCAUCUUGAAACGCAAAAAGCGGCCUCAUUUGGUGAAGACUCACAAGUCUCUAGAUAGCAGGAAGCUGAAGGCUCGCCACUUCCUGUAUGACCUGGUUGAGGACACCAACUCCAGGAAGAAGGAACCCAUCAGGCUCAUCCUCAAGACCUCAGUGGAAGGGCUUGGGUCACGAGGAGAAGUGGUUGAGGUGAAGCCAUACAAGGCCAGGAAGGACCUGCUGCUGCCUGGCCUGGCUGUAUACGCCUCGCCUGAGAACUUGGACAAGUAUUCGAAGCUGAUGAGGGAGACGUCCCUGGACGAUCAGCCAUCCUCACCAUUUGCUCUCAGUACUGCCAAGCUGUUGUCUGAGAUGAUCAUCAAUGUCAGCAUGAACAAGACAAAGCUGUGGGUGAUGGAACCGUGGCACAUCAAGGUUGCCUUCCGCAAGGUUGGGGCGAUGGUGCCUGAGGAGGCCAUCACCAUGCCCCCACACCCUAUUGCUGGCCCUGAUAUGGCCCUGCAGGGGAAAGCCUUUGCUGUCAAGAUCAAGAUCAACAACAAGGAGGAGGCUUCCGUGUGGUGCCGCGUCAACCACUACCCAACCGACCCGCUGGACCGCACGUCAUUCCAGAGCCGCUACUGGGAACUGCCGCCGGACCCCAUCUUCCCAGAGCAGGCCGCCCUGCUCGAGGAGCUGUAUGCUAUGCGCCAACAAAGGAGUGCUGUUAAGGAGAAUCAAUAAAAGCAGGUAAUGUGGCAUUGUGGGAUUCAAGUGUUUUUCUCAUGCCUGUUGUGGUCAGCAGGACAGAAACUCUUCACUCGGCACUGGCUCUGUCUGAUGGCCUCAGCUGCACUGCACUCAGGAGACAGAGCACAGGCUGUGGAGAAACAGAGGUGAGCUGGUCUGGACUAUCCUGGUGCAGAGAAGACAAACAGUGGUACAUCCUGAAGAAGACAAGUAUUUUAGUGAAGCUUGAUGUAAGCCACUGCUCUCACAUUAAGCCUGAACACAAACAGGACUGCAGUCAGUCAACAUCACUUACAAAGGUUUUGUGUGUCACCUGCCAUGGAAAAGAAAGAAUAUUUCAUUGAAGGUUGGGGUAGAAAUGCUGAACCCAUUAUCAAAACUAUAUUGUAAAUGCCAUGGAGAUCAUUCAAGUGGAAAAAGUACUACAUUUCCAGACAUGUUAAAUAGCUGUAAUUUUAGCAGUGUACAUAUUUCUUGAUUAUGUGAGGACAGAGGCAGGGUCAUGCAGAAGCCCUGUAGCCUUGUGUAGCAAUGGUGUACACUGUGCCUGUACAGUAAAUCUUUUGUUAAACA